GUUGGAUGGCGUCUGUCAGAUCGCGUCAAUUUGUGCGCCAAUUGUGCUAAACAAGUUUAUUGUUUUUUAUUUAUUUUAAAGGGUUUUUAAAGGUUUGAGUGUCAACAAACAGCGAAUUUCAAGUAUAAAUGGAGCAUACGCCGGCCGGCCGCACUGGCGCCGCGCUGGCCGAGAUCCCGCUGCGCCUGGACCGCCUGCGCGUGUCGCCGCCGCCCGCCGCGCCGCCCGGCCCGCGCGCCGCCCUAGCUGGGACCCCGGGCGCGCGCACGCCGCUGGCGCCCCGCGCGGCGCCGCUGCAGCCGCUCGCCAACACGAGGCUGACGCCCAAUGCGAGGGAGCGCUCGCCGGCGCUGCCGCCCGGGUAUCUCAGCCCGGCGGCCUCGCCGGAUGAAUUGCUGAUACAACAACGAGGUCGCAAGCGGCUCCCCGUAACCUGGUCCCCCGACAUCGAUCUGAAGCGCCAAUCCUUCCACUCGACAGUCCGCACGCCACCCAAGGCGCUCCCCGGCCGUCUGUCCCCGCCCAAGCUCGGCGUCACCCUCCGCUCGACGCCAAGGAAACGCCUCAUCCUAGACGAGAGGAUCCCCCUCACGCCAGAAAAGAUAGACUUCAGCGACAUCAGUACCCCUCAGAAAUUCAAAAUCACCAGCCCUAUCAAAGGCACACCGCCUAUCAAGCGUCCUCGUAUAGAGAAAACUCUUGGCGCCGAUUUUAAGAGCCCGAUCGAUAUGGCUUUGAAAGGAUUAAGCCCGACACAAUUAAUCAAUGUAAUAAAAACUAUUACUCACAAACACCCAGAAAUUGAAAAGGAGAUUCGCAUGGAAAUACCUGUUCCAGAUUUAUCGCCGCUCGAAGAACGCUUGAGCUAUUUGAAGUCUAACAUAUUUAAAAGCUUACCGUCUUCACGGUUGACAUCCAAAACUGAUUCGCCAGCGUAUUCGAGGGUUGCUACGCAUUUAGGCGCGUUUAAGAAGUGCGUUAUAGAACAAGGGAAGACUUUAGUUGAGUCUCAGCACUGGAAUAGUGUCAUGGAUUACGUUUUUCUAGCUUGGAGCUAUGUUAGGGCAACACCAGUAUGGGACCACCAGCCACAUAAUGCGACUAGAAAGCAGUGUUUCAAAGCACUGAUCAACUUUUGCAUGAGUGCCUUAAAGAAGGCUACGUUUGAUAGAGAGUUUCUGGUGGACGUGCAGGAUAAACUGCAGGGCAUGGUUUCUGAUGCUGAGGAAAUACAGUCCUGUCUCAAACAUGUUCAAGGACAGCUGCAGGAGUUUUAGUCUGAUGAUAUAGGUACUGCAUAGAGACCCACGCACAUAAUCACACUUUAUGUAUUACAGU
This is a messenger RNA of Cydia fagiglandana, 1338 nucleotides long. RefSeq lists its product as uncharacterized. Gene Ontology annotation, molecular function: proteasome binding. The record is from RefSeq and is a predicted model, not a curated record. Lineage: Eukaryota; Metazoa; Arthropoda; Insecta; Lepidoptera; Tortricidae. Gene Ontology annotation, cellular component: nuclear membrane; nucleus. Gene Ontology annotation, biological process: proteasome localization; nuclear protein quality control by the ubiquitin-proteasome system. Bases 129 to 1277 code for a protein of 382 amino acids. The transcript has 3 exons.